Messenger RNA from Sphaeroforma arctica JP610, 6846 nucleotides. RefSeq names its product glutamate synthase [NADPH]. Bases 173 to 6463 code for a protein of 2096 amino acids. The record is from RefSeq and is a predicted model, not a curated record. Gene Ontology annotation, molecular function: FMN binding; iron ion binding; iron-sulfur cluster binding. The transcript is spliced from 21 exons. Lineage: Eukaryota; Ichthyosporea; Ichthyophonida.
CGAAGCUAAAGUAUUUACCUAUAAUACAAAACGAGUUUUGCCACUUACGAGCUGAACACGUUGCAAUUUUAAAUCUAUCGUCAGGAAGUGAUAUAUAAACUUCUGUUCAGAUAAACAUAUCAAUUUACUUUGUUGGACGUUGGCAGUGACCUUCUCUUACAAAUCUUUUACUAUGGCACCUAACGCUAACAGAAUCAAUGCAAAUGUCGAACCCAAGCAGUACACUCACUGCUGUGGAGUAGAGCACGAGAACGGUUUUGAGGCAUAUCCCAAAAAGGAUGGUCUUUACAACCCGGACAACGAGAAGGAUGGCUGUGGUGUAGGUUUUGUAACCAACAUAGACGGCAAGGCAACACACGCGAAUGUGCAGGAUGCGCUAGUUAUUCUUGCACGCAUGUUCCACAGAGGUGCAUGUGGCUGCGAAGAAAACACUGGAGAUGGAGCUGGUAUCCUUACUGGUAUGCCUCAUGAGUUUUUGACGCACAUGGUCACCAAAUCGGGCAUCACACUGCCUGCUCCUGGAUACUAUGCUGCUGGAAACAUCUUCUUCAGUAAGAAAUCCGAGGCGCUUAAGGAGGAAUGUAGGUCCGUUUUCACCUCUACAGCUGUAAAGCUGGGUCUAGAGGUAUUGGGCUGGCGUGUGAUUGAGGUGGACAACUCACAAGUGGGUCCCUCUGCACUGGCCACUGAACCCUCCAUCGAGCAGGUUUAUAUCAAAUCAAAGGAUUCAUCCCUGAAGGGGCUGGAUCUAGACCGUCUUGCAUACACGCUUCGUAAGCGUCUGGAGAAGAGUCUUCCCAAGGCAGAGAAAAGUUUCUACAUCUGUUCUCUAAGCACUGGAACCCUAAUUUACAAGGGUCAAUUGUCGGCAUAUCAGGUUGGACCUUACUUCAAGGAUCUUUCAAAUCCGGAGUUCAAGUCGCACAUGGCGCUAGUACACUCGCGUUUCUCCACCAACACCUUCCCCAGUUGGUCAAGGGCACAGCCUUUCCGUCUCCUAGGUCACAAUGGCGAAAUCAACACACUCAGAGGAAACAAGAACUGGAUGCGUGCUCGAGAGGGUAUGCUGAAGUCCGAGCAGUUUGGUGACCUUACCGAGAGUCUGUACCCAAUCAUCGAGACCGCUGGUUCCGAUUCUGCUGCAUUUGAUAAUGUAUUGGAGUUUAUGGUUAUGGACGGUAAGCGUACGCUUCCCGAGGUUAUGAUGAUGAUGGUGCCCGAGGCGUGGCAGAACGAUGUCAACAUGACACCGAAGAAGCGCGCUUUCUACGAGUACUGCUCCUUCGUUAUGGAGGCUUGGGAUGGACCCGCUCUAUUCACAUUCACCGAUGGUAGGUAUAUUGGUGCCACUUUGGAUCGUAACGGUCUGCGCCCAGCUCGUUACUACAUCACCGACGACAAUCGAAUGAUUAUGGCCAGUGAAGUCGGUGUACUGGACGUGCCUCUUGGAGCGAUCAAGAGCAAGGGACGUCUACAACCUGGAAAGAUGCUUCUCGUCGACACACUCGAGCACACUCUUGUCGAUGAUAGCCAGCUUAAGGCCGAAGUGAGUAACAAGCACGACUACCAGAACUGGUUGGACACGAACUCGGUGAACAUCACAGAGAUGGCAUUGCUCUCCAGCAAGCCGCACGAAGUACAGGCUCAGAAGGGCGUGUUGUUCGACCGCCGGUUGCCUGCUUUCGGGUGGACUCUGGAGCACAUCAACAUGCUGGUCAAGCCCAUGAUUGAGCUUAGGAAGGAGGCUCUGGGAUCUAUGGGUAACGAUGCUCCCUUGGCUGUGCUCAGUAAGAAGCCGCGCCUGAUACACGAGUACUUCAAGCAAUUGUUUGCUCAAGUAACCAACCCCCCUAUUGAUCCCUUCCGUGAAUCCAUCAUCAUGUCUCUGCGUCAGGUGAUUGGCCCUGAGUUCAAUGUAUUGGAUGAAGCCGCUGAGCAGUGCCAACGGUUGACCAUCGACAACCCCGUGCUUUCGCUUAAAGAGAUCGCGUGCAUUCGCAGUCUCCACAAGGAGAAAUCUCAGUGGAAGGUGGCUGAGAUAGACACCACCUUUGCUCGCAGCACCGGUGCUGAGGGCAUGAUGGAUGCUCUGGAGCGCAUCUCUGACGAAGCCGUUGAUGCUAUCAAUGACGGCAACAAAGUCAUUGUGCUCACCGAUCGCAAGGUUGGACGCGAGCGUGUGCCCAUCCCAUCCGCUCUGGCCGUUGGAGCGGUGCAUCAGUACCUGGUCCGCGAGAAGAAGCGCUUGAACGUAGCCAUCAUCCUGGAAUCAGGAGAGGUGAACGUCGUGCACCAGAUCUGUCUGCUGCUCGGUUUUGGAGUGGACGCUGUCUGCCCUUAUUUGGUAUUCGACACCAUGGCGGCCCUCAGAAACGAGGGUCUCCUAGAUGCCAAAUAUGAUGACGACACUGUUGCGAAGAACUACCAGGCUGCUGUCAACUACGGUAUGCGCAAGGUCAUGGCCAAGAUGGGUAUCUCCACGCUCAUGUCGUACAAGGGAGCGCAGAUCUUCGAGGCUGUGGGUAUCGCCGAGGAGGUGAUUGAUCGCUGCUUCACCAACUGUGCGUCGCGUAUCAAGGGUGUUGGAUUCACUCUGUUGGCAGAGGAGGCCUUCUCACGCCACGAUAUUGCGUUCCCCUUGGAGCGUGAUGACAUCGUCGAGAGCCGUCUGAUCGAAAACCCUGGAGACUACCACUGGAGAGACGGUGGUGAGGACCACAUGAACCACCCCAACGUGGUGGCAAGUGUCCAGGAUGCCGCACGCCGCAACAACAAGCAGUCGUACGAGAAGUACGUGCGCGAGAGUGACAAGCAGAUCAAGAACUGUAUGCUUCGUGGUCUGCUGGAGUUCAACAUCACGGAAGAGGAGAAGAUCCCAAUCGAAGAGGUUAUCCCUGCCGAGGAUAUUGUCAAGCGUUUCUGCACCGGAGCCAUGUCGUACGGUUCCAUCUCGUUGGAGGCUCACUCCACGCUUGCUGUGGCACUGAACCGCAUUGGCGGAAAGUCCAACACCGGAGAGGGAGGUGAGGAGGCCUCGCGUUUCGAUUCCAAGGCUGAGAAUGGUGACAGCAUGCGUAGCGCUAUCAAGCAGGUCGCCAGUGGUCGCUUCGGUGUAUCCGCGUGGUACCUAUCCAAUGCCGAUGAGAUUCAGAUCAAGAUGGCCCAGGGUGCCAAGCCCGGAGAGGGAGGUGAGCUGCCCGGCUUCAAGGUUUCCCAGUCGAUUGCCGACUGUCGUAACUCGACACCAGGCGUGGGUCUGAUCUCACCCCCACCGCAUCACGAUAUCUACUCCAUUGAGGAUUUGAAGCAGUUGAUCUAUGAUCUGAAGUGCGCGAACCCCUCCGCUCGUGUCAGUGUCAAACUGGUGUCUGAGGUUGGAGUUGGAGUCGUUGCCGCCGGUGUGGCCAAGGGUUACGCCGAUCACAUCCUGAUUUCCGGUCACGACGGUGGUACUGGAGCCAGUUCAUGGACUGGUAUCAAGUACGCCGGUCUACCCUGGGAGUUGGGACUAUCGGAGACUCAUCAGACUUUGGUUCAGAAUGAUCUGCGCGGUCGGGUUGUGGUACAAGCCGAUGGACAAAUCAGACACGGACGUGAUGUCGCCAUUGCGGCGUUGUUGGGUGCGGAAGAGUUCGGAUUUGCCACAGUGCCCCUCAUCGUUAUGGGAUGCACUAUGAUGCGUAAGUGCCACCUGAACACGUGCCCGGUAGGUAUCGCCACUCAGGAUCCCGAGCUUCGCAAGAAGUUCACCGGAACACCCGAGCACGUGGUCAACUACUUCUUCAUGGUGGCUGAGCACUGUCGCGAGAUUAUGGCGUCUCUGGGUCUCAGAACUAUCGAGGAGAUGGUUGGUCGCACGGACAAGCUGAAGAUGGACAAUCACGCCCACGGACCCAAGGCCAAGACCGUUGACCUGACACCUGUGCUCAAGCGUGCCACCGAGUUGCGACCCAACACGGCCACGUACAACGUACAAGCCCAGGCCCACGAACUUGCCGAGCGCAAGGAUAACGACCUUAUCGUACGCUUCCAAGACGCGCUCAAGAACCAGACCCCCAUGAGCCAUGACCUGGACAUCACCAACUUGGACCGAGCGUUUACCACCACCUUGUCACACGAGGUGAUGAAGUCGAACGGAAAGGGAGGAUUGCCCGACGACACCAUUACGCUGAACCUCAACGGAAGUGCCGGACAGUCCCUGGGUGCAUUCCUGGCCCCAGGUAUCACGAUUAAGGUGACUGGUGACACGAACGAUUACGUCGGUAAGGGUAUGAUGGGUGGACGUAUUAUUGUGCGCCCUGGACCCUACCACUCGGAAUUCGUACCCGAGAACAACAUCAUUUCGGGUAACGUGUGCUUGUACGGUGCCACAGGUGGAGAGGCAUACUUCAGAGGUAUCCUGGCCGAGCGCUUCUGUGUGCGUAACAGUGGAGCCACCGCUGUGUGUGAGGGUGUUGGAGACCACGGUUGUGAGUACAUGACUGGUGGAUACGCCGUUGUCCUGGGUAAGACCGGGCGCAACUUCGCCGCCGGUAUGUCUGGAGGUAUUGCGUAUGUGCUUGAUGAGAACAAGCAGUUCGGUACUAUGGUCAACAGCGAGCUGGUUUCGCUCGACGCGGUUGAACUACCAGAAGACCUGGAAUUCCUACAGGGAGUACUGCAGAAGCACCUUAAGUACACCGGCAGUGAUGUCGCCCAGCGUCUGUUGGACGAUUGGGCCAACAGCCCCGCCAAAUUCGUCAAGGUGUUCCCCCACGACUACAAGGCGGCUCUAGCUGCUGCUAAGUCUGCGGCCGAGGCCACCGCUGUAGCUGAUGUGGAGACACUAAAGAAGGUGGAGGAGAUCAAGGACGCUGGCACUGAAGAUAUCGAGGACUUCAUUGUCGACAAUGAGAGCGAGGACAAGAAGCGCGCACGACUGGCUAAGCUCGACAAGCUGCGUGGUUUCCAGAAGUACAAGCGCAAACCCGACGGCUACCGUGCACCCGAUAAGCGUAUCAAGGACUUCAAAGAGAUCCGUGUGGGUCUCAAGGAGAACGAGUUGAACAUCCAGGGUGCUCGCUGCAUGGACUGCGGUGUACCAUUCUGUCAGUCAGAUACUGGAUGUCCCCUGGGCAAUGUCAUUCCCCAAUGGAACGAUCUUGUGUACAAGAACCGAUGGGAGGAGGCGCUAGAGCGUCUUCUGCUCACCAACAACUUCCCGGAGUUCACUGGACGGGUCUGUCCCGCCCCUUGUGAAGGCGCGUGUGUGCUUGGCAUCAACGAGCCCGCCGUAGCCAUCAAGAGUAUUGAGUGUGCCAUUAUCGACCGAGGUUUCGAGAUGGGAUGGAUCAAGCCUCAGAUCCCCAAGGUGCGCACUGGGCGUAAGGUGACUAUUGUGGGUGGAGGUCCCGCUGGUAUGGCUGCGGCCGAUUGUCUGAACAAGAUGGGACACACCGUCACCGUGUACGAGAGACAGGACCGGGUCGGUGGUCUGCUGCAGUAUGGUAUUCCCAACAUGAAGCUGGAGAAGGCGACCGUGCAGAGACGUGUGGACCUGCUGGCCGCUGAGGGCAUCACCUUCAAGACUAACUGCGAGAUCGGUAAGAACGUGGACGCGAAGGAGCUGUUGACGUCUUCAGACGCCAUGUUGCUGACUGUGGGUGCCACGUGGCCCCGAGAUCUGCCCAUCCCGGGACGCGAACUGAACGGUGUUCAUUUUGCCAUGGACUUCCUGACGCCAACCACCAAGAAACUCAUGGACGAGAACUCAACCAAGACUGAUCUGGACUGGACCAUUAGUGCGAAGGGAAAGAAGGUAGUGGUCAUCGGUGGAGGUGACACUGGCAAUGAUUGCAUCGGUACGAGUGUACGUAUGGGUGCCACUGGAGUGACCAACUUCGAGAUCCUACCCCCACCCCCACCCUCGCGUGCCGACGAGAACCCGUGGCCUACGUGGCCCCGAAUCUUCCGAGUGGACUACGGGCACUCUGAGGUGGAAACCAAGUUUGCACGUGAUCCCCGUGUGUUCAACAUCAUGGCCAAGGAGUUUGUGGGUGAUGGAGAGGGUAACCUCAAGGGUGUGACCACCGUAAAGGUGGAGUGGACUAAGGACGACAAGGGUGCGUGGAAGAUGGCUGAGGUACCGGAUUCCCUUGAAACGUACGAGUGCGAUCUAGUGUUUAUCGCGAUGGGUUUCUUGGGACCUGAGGCUACGCUGAAGGAUGCACUUGGCACUGACGUUGAUGCCCGAUCCAAUAUUAAGACACCCGCUGGUCGAUACUCAACAUCCGUCGACAAGUUAUAUGCUGCCGGCGAUUGUCGACGCGGUCAAUCACUCAUUGUGUGGGCUAUCAGUGAGGGACGCCAAGCCGCUCGACAGAUCGAUUUGGACUUGACGGGCUGGACCACGCUCCCCUUACCCGGAGGUGUUAUCCCGCGUAAGCAAGAGGUUGCUCAAUCACCUCCCCUAAUCGGCAGGUAAAUGGUCCCGCUGUGUUAUGAGGGUGAACCCCUUGCAAUACUCCCAUGACGGCCACAGUCAUAGUUACAAGAAGACGUUUGGCGCACGCAGGAAUGACUAGGUCGUGUCAAAACGCAAGUUAUAGUUCACAUUUGGAUGAUAUACGUGAAUAUUUGUAGAAGCACCGAGCUGAUAGAAGAUAAUACUGGAUUCACUAUUAUUUUUAGUCACAUUUAAUUAGGUUUGAUAGUAGCACCAGAAUUUCGCUGGUGUGUUCUCCACUUCCUGUGCAGCAUUUAAAGCAUAAAACUCUAGAUGUGAGAUGUUUAGGCGAUAGACAAGUUGUCUACCCUCACAAUCACAAAUGAUAAUAAAUCAUUGAAGCGAAUGGCUUCCUGUAUCAA